GACUCCCCCUCACUCUCCUCUCCGACCUUUUGUCGACUCUCCAUCUCGCGAUGGCUUCCUCCAGAUCUGCGGCCAGGCUGCUCGCCUACCGACGGCCCAUGCCCUCCGUCGCCCCUCCGUCUUCCUUUAUCCCGACGGCAAACUUCUCGUCCUCGGUGAGCCGGGCAGCCACACCAGUUGGGCCUCCCCAACCCGGCUUCCGUCUUCCUCCUCCCAAGCGAUGGGAUCAAGGCUCCGAGGGCGCUCUAGACAAGGCCAGCAAGUACUUCCUCAUGGCGGAGAUCUUCCGGGGCAUGUACGUCGUUUUGGAGCAGUUUUUCAGACCACCCGAUGUACGACAACAAUUCGAGCCUAUUCGAUUGAGCGUGCUGCUUCGCGAAUGCCCAAGUUACACCAUUUUCUACCCCUUCGAGAAGGGUCCGAUCUCUCCUCGUUUCCGUGGUGAACACGCCCUGCGACGCUACCCAACUGGCGAAGAGCGCUGCAUUGCAUGCAAGCUUUGCGAAGCUAUCUGCCCUGCCCAGGCUAUCACCAUCGAAGCUGAAGAGCGUGUGGACGGAAGUCGCCGGACGACCCGCUAUGACAUUGAUAUGACCAAGUGUAUCUACUGUGGUUACUGCCAGGAGAGUUGCCCGGUCGAUGCUAUCGUUGAGACCUCGAACGCAGAAUAUGCCACCGAGACUCGCGAGGAGCUACUAUACAACAAGGAAAAGCUCCUUGCUAACGGCGACAAGUGGGAGCCUGAAAUUGCCGCCGCUGCCAGAGCCGAUGCUCCUUACCGGUAAAACCAACCUAGUGUCUUUAUAGAAUGUAUCGAGGAGGAAACUUCUUCGAAGAAAAGGAAA
Messenger RNA from Aspergillus versicolor CBS 583.65, 845 nucleotides. Its product is annotated as NuoI/complex I 23 kDa subunit family protein. Gene Ontology annotation, cellular component: membrane. Gene Ontology annotation, biological process: mitochondrial respiratory chain complex I assembly; mitochondrial electron transport, NADH to ubiquinone. NCBI's taxonomy places the organism in Eukaryota, Fungi, Ascomycota, Eurotiomycetes, Eurotiales, Aspergillaceae. The transcript is spliced from 4 exons. The record is from RefSeq and is a predicted model, not a curated record. Gene Ontology annotation, molecular function: NADH dehydrogenase activity; 4 iron, 4 sulfur cluster binding. Bases 51 to 785 code for a protein of 244 amino acids.